UUCUUCCUCUUUUGGCAAGAUGGCGGGCGGAGAAGCUGGAGUGAUUCUGCGGCAGCCGCAUCUUUCGCGUCAGGAUCUCACCACCUUGGAUGUUACCAAGUUGACGCCACUUUCACACGAAGUUAUCAGCAGACAAGCCACAAUUAAUAUAGGUACAAUUGGUCAUGUAGCUCAUGGGAAAUCCACAGUAGUCAAAGCUAUUUCUGGAGUUCACACCGUCAGGUUCAAAAAUGAACUAGAAAGAAAUAUUACAAUCAAGCUUGGAUAUGCUAAUGCUAAGAUUUAUAAACUUGAUGACCCAAGUUGCCCUCGGCCAGAAUGUUAUCGAUCUUGUGGGAGCGGUACGGCUGAUGAGUUUCCUACAGACAUUCCAGGGACCAAAGGGAACUUCAAAUUAGUCAGACAUGUUUCCUUUGUUGACUGUCCUGGCCACGAUAUUUUGAUGGCUACUAUGCUGAACGGUGCAGCAGUGAUGGAUGCAGCUCUUCUGUUGAUAGCUGGUAAUGAAUCUUGCCCUCAGCCUCAGACAUCUGAACACCUGGCUGCUAUAGAGAUCAUGAAACUGAAGCAUAUUUUGAUUCUACAAAAUAAAAUUGAUUUGGUAAAAGAAAGUCAGGCUAAAGAACAAUACGAGCAGAUCCUUGCAUUUGUCCAAGGUACAGUAGCAGAGGGAGCUCCCAUUAUUCCAAUUUCGGCUCAGCUGAAAUACAAUAUUGAAGUUGUUUGUGAGUACAUAGUAAAGAAAAUUCCAGUACCCCCAAGAGACUUUACUUCAGAGCCCCGGCUUAUUGUUAUUAGAUCUUUUGAUGUCAACAAACCUGGCUGUGAAGUUGAUGACCUUAAGGGAGGUGUAGCUGGUGGUAGUAUCCUAAAAGGAGUAUUAAAGGUGGGCCAGGAGACAGAAGUAAGACCUGGUAUUGUUUCCAAAGAUAGUGAAGGAAAACUCAUGUGUAAACCAAUCUUUUCCAAAAUUGUUUCACUUUUUGCGGAGCAUAAUGAUCUGCAAUAUGCUGCUCCAGGCGGUCUUAUUGGAGUUGGAACAAAAAUUGACCCCACUUUGUGCCGGGCUGACAGAAUGGUGGGGCAAGUACUUGGUGCAGUCGGAGCUUUACCUGAGAUAUUCACAGAAUUGGAAAUUUCCUAUUUCCUGCUUAGACGGCUUCUAGGUGUACGCACUGAAGGAGACAAGAAAGCAGCAAAGGUUCAAAAGCUGUCUAAGAAUGAAGUGCUCAUGGUGAACAUAGGAUCCCUGUCGACAGGAGGGAGAGUUAGUGCUGUCAAGGCUGAUUUGGGUAAAAUUGUUUUGACCAAUCCAGUGUGCACAGAGGUAGGAGAAAAAAUUGCCCUUAGCCGAAGAGUUGAAAAACACUGGCGUUUAAUUGGUUGGGGUCAGAUAAGAAGAGGAGUGACAAUCAACCCAACAGUAGAUGAUGACUGAAGAAUACCGGUUAAAUAAUACAUUCGGAUGGAGUUGGAAGUUGGAAUUUCUCUUAACAACCAAGGGGUUUAUUUUCAAAGCAAUAUUGGGGAAUUGAUUUCACAGUUCGUUACCUUAGUAGGUAACUGUAAGGUUAUUCUCUUUUUUUUUGGUUAUGAAAACUUAGGGACUAAAAUUAAUAUAAAAAUUGGCAUAAUGUUGGAUUGAAUCUACAUUUUGGCAGAAGUUAAGCAUUCCCACAUAAUGUCAAAAUUAUACAUCAUGCAGUUUUGUUUUUUUGUUUGUUUUAUUUUGUUUUUGAGUCUGGCUCUGUCACCCAGGGUGGAGUGUAGUGGCAUGAUCUGCAACCUCCGCCUCCUGGGUUCAAGCGAUUCUCCUGCCUCAGCCCCCCAAGUAGCUGAGAUUACAGGUGCGUGCCACCACACCUGGCUAAUUUUUGUAUUAUUAGUAGAGACGGGGUUUCGGCAUGUUGGCCAGGCCGGUCUCUCCUGACCUCAGGGUGAUCAGCCCACCUCGGCCUCACAAAGUGCUGGGAUUACAGGCGUGAGCCACCUUGCCUAGCCCACAUCAUGCAGUGUGAAAUGAAACUUUGCCACAACCAGCCUUUGCUGUAGCACACACAUGUAUCACUGAACCUGUUUGAAAUAAAGUUUUUUUUUCUUUUUCAUGAUUCGUCUUUGAGUACCUCCAGGCUGAAGGACUGUUGUACCAGUAAAAACUUAAAGGCACAAAUUCUUCUUGAAGACCUUCUCCCUUUUCUUUGGCCCCAUAUUUUAUGUUGCUUUAUCUUUGAAAUUUUGCAUGAAAAGGAUGCAAUGAAUGGGUUCCAAUUGCAUGAAAAGGAUGCAUGAAUGGGUUCGAAUGAAAUUGUCCUUUAGAGCAUGAGUAUUUGUUCCCAUGGACAAAUAAUUUUCUCCCCUUGCUCUUCCUGGCCUGAAACACGGGAAACCAGAGUCAGAAGUUAUCUCCCUCUCCCUGUGAUGCCUUGAGAUUUUUUUCUGCAUUGUUUUAUGCCUGAAAUCCAAUAGUCUUCCUCCGUUGGAAAAUACUGUUAUACCAAAUAAUUCUAGAUGAGUAACAAAGAUAUUUCUAGGCCUUCAUUUUAUGUUUUUUCUUAACUGUUAUAUUAUGAUUGUGACACAGAUUAUAAUAUUACUAAUUUUUGGAUGUUUCAAAAGGUCAAGAAGUAAAAGAUGUUAGAAAGCAAAAAAUAAAAUAAAAUAAAAUAAAAUAAAUUUUCUAUCAUGUUCUUCUGAUAAAGUAGAAUGGGUUCGAAUUUUGCAUGAAAAGGAUGCAUGAAUGGGUUCAAAUGAAAUUGUCCUUUAGAGCAUGAUUACUUGUUCCUAUGGACAAAUAAUUUUCUCCCCUUGCUUUUCCUGGCCUGAAACACGGGAAACCAGAGUCAGAAGUUAUCUCCCUCUCCCUGUGAUGCCUUGAGAUUUUUUUCUGCAUUGUUUUAUGCCUGAAAUCCAAUAGUCUUCCUCCACUGGAAAAUACUGUUACACCAAAUAAUUCUAGAUGAGUAACAAAGAUCUUUUCAGGCCUUCAUUUUAUGUUUUUUCUUAACUGUUAUAUUAUGAUUGUGACACAGAUUAUAAUAUUACUAAUUUUUGGAUGUUUCAAAAGGUCAAGAAGUAAAAGA
Molecule: messenger RNA, 3080 nt
Organism: Pongo pygmaeus (Bornean orangutan)
Lineage: Eukaryota; Metazoa; Chordata; Mammalia; Primates; Hominidae
Gene: EIF2S3B
Product: eukaryotic translation initiation factor 2 subunit gamma B
Exons: 1
Coding region: 20-1438 (472 amino acids)
Biological process (GO): formation of translation preinitiation complex
Cellular component (GO): cytosol; eukaryotic translation initiation factor 2 complex
Molecular function (GO): GTP binding; translation initiation factor activity; tRNA binding
Source: RefSeq, a predicted model, not a curated record